This is a messenger RNA of Phyllotreta striolata, 3972 nucleotides long. Lineage: Eukaryota; Metazoa; Arthropoda; Insecta; Coleoptera; Chrysomelidae. The record is from the annotation of a GenBank genome assembly.
AUGAAAAUUCGAUUCAAAUACUUCAUGUCUUCGCUACCGAAAAGUUCGAUAAACCUACCACCUGAGGUGGAGUCGAGACGAUUCGACAUUUACGCCUCGUUUAUCCCUCAAAAAUUAAGUAGCAUCAGAUUUUUCCAGUUUAGUUCUCCGAUUUUGGACGACCACAGCGUUUUGGUUGUGCCAAAUAUCGAAGCUUACGAUUAUUUUAAAUUAUUCUACGCCGAAUUCUAUACGAAAGUUUGGUGCGCUAUCAUCGUAGUUUUAAUUACAGUUUACCUGGUGUUUUAUGCCAUAAUUUAUCUUCUACCUAGUAGGAAUUUUUCUGUACUCAUGUUGAUUUUGAGCGUGAUAUUCGAAGGGGUGACUUCAGUGAGGAACGCGAACAGGAGUUUUAGAAUUUUACUGCUGAAUUACCUGCUAUUUGGUUUGAUAAUUACGAAUGUUUACAAAAGCAAGAUGUUCGACCUGUUGAGAAGAGAUUUCCAUUACGAAUUGGUAAAAAAUGAAGAAGAUAUUAUGAAGAACAGAUUGAAAUUCGGGAUUAAUUCAAUACAAGUUUUGCACAAUUUGGAAACUUGGUUUCCUCCCACGGUGAAUUUAACAGCGGAAAAUCUCGUGUUUUUCUGCAAGCAUUACGAUGAAUGCGUUAACAGGACUUUAUACGAAAAGGACGUGGUGACGAUUAGUCUGAUUAGAAGUAUUCAUUACGACUUUUUCACGGUAUUCGAGGAUGCAAAUAAAAAACCAAUGGCGCAUUUUAUACCGACCCAAAGCACCCAAGUUUACGUACCAGUUUAUUUUCUGAAAGGUCAUCCGUUGUACCAGAAAAUCAAUAGGAAAUUAUCCGUUGCCAAAGCAAGCGGAUUUGCCGAAUUCAUUUACCAGAAAUACAGUCGGGCUUACAAAAAAAUCGUCGGACUGAGGAAGGACAAAAUUUCCAAAACGUCGCAACUAACAAUGAAUUCAUUGAAGAGCACUUUCGGCCUUUAUUUAGUUUUUUACUUGGUGUUUGUUGCGAUAAUUAAUCUUCUACCUAGCAAGAAUUUUUCCGUGCUCAUGCUGAUUUUGAGCGUGAUAUUCGAAGGAGUGACAUCAGUUAGAAAUGCUAGCAGGAGCUUUAGAAUUUUACUGGUGAAUUACCUGCUGUUUGGUUUGAUAAUUACGAAUGUUUACAAAAGCAAGAUGUUCGACGUGAUGAGAAGCGAUUUCAGUUACGAGACUUUGAAUAAUAGGGAUGAUAUUAUGAAGAACAAAUUAAAAAUUGGUGUGAAUUCUUUACAAGUUCUUCGGAGUUACGAAUAUUGGUUUUCCAGCCAUACGAAUUUAACUGAGGAAAACCUUGCAUAUAUAUGCAAGGAGUACAACGAUUGCAUUAACAGAACAUUGAACAGGAAAGAUGUUGUGACGAUCAGUUUGGUCAGAAUCCUUAAACACGAUUUUUCGAUUUUCCUUGACGAAAACAAAAAUCCCCUGGUGCAUUUUUUACCAUCAAUGAGUAUGCAAAGUUUCAUGCCGAUUUAUUUCCUAAAAGGCCAUCCGCUGUUUCAUAAAGUCAAUAAAAAAUUAUUCAUCGCCAAGGAGAGCGGAUUCAUCGAUAACCUUUACAAGAAAUACAGUCGGAAUUUCGAUAAAAUCGCCGAAUUGAGGAAGGAUAAAAUUUCCAAAACGUCGCAAUUAACAAUGAAUUCAUUGAAGAGCACUUUCGGUCUUUAUUUAGUUUGUUUGAAUCAAAUAGAACAAAAAAUACUGGACGAUAUUAAACGAUAUUUCGUUAGGAAAGUUGUUUUUGUCAUCACCACAAAUGAUACACCAGAAUUUUCCAACAAACAUUACACAGUAGUUUUACUCAACGAUUGCUUAGUUAACAGUUAUUUAAAUAUUUUCAAUGGUACUUACAUAGAAAAUACCAACGAAUUGAAACUGAUGUACACUGCAACCAGGCCCUAUUCAAUGAACUCGCAGAAAGGUAUCAUCGUAGAAUUGCUUAAUUUAGUUCUAACGAACAUGAAAAUUCGAUUCGCUUACAAUUUGUCUGACCUCCCGGAAAAUUCUAUAAAUCUACCGGCUGACGUGAGGUUAAGACUUUACGAUAUUUACGCCAGUUUUAUACCUUUGGAAUACGGUAAUACCAGAUUUUUCGAGUUCACCGUUCCGGUUUUGGACGACGAAUCCGUUUACGUUUCACCAAAUAUCGACACUUACGAUCAUUUUAAAUUAUUCUACGCAGAAUUCAAACCGAAUGUUUGGGGUGUUACCAUCGCCGUUUUUAUUACAGUCUACCUGGUGUUUAAUGCGAUAAUCCAUCUUCUGCCCAUCGAGAAUUUUUCCGUGCUCAUGCUAAUCUUAAGCGUGAUAUUCGAAGGAAUUACAUCAGUGAGGAACCGGAGUAAGAGUUUUAAAAUUUUACUGGCUAGUUACUUGCUGUUCGCAUUGAUAAUGACCAACGUUUACAAAAGCAAGAUGUUCGAUGAAAUGAGAAGCGAUUUUGGCUCGGAGUUGGUGAAAAGCAGCGAAGAUAUUUUGAAGAACAGAUUGAAAGUCGGGACGUCUUCGCUGCGAGUCUUGAAAAAUUUCGAAAAUGUAUUUUCGCCUUAUGUGAAUUUUACGGCGGAAAAUCUGGUGUACAUGUGCCCGAAGUACGAUGAUUGUAUCAACAGAACGUUAACUACAAAAGAUGUCGUAACAAUUAGUCUCUCCAGGAUCGUUAAAUACGAUUUUUCCAAGGUUUUCAUAGACGAAGACAAAAAUCCACUUGCGCACUUCGUACUGACUAGGAGCUUUCCUUCUUACAUGCCGAUUUAUUUCCUAAAGGGCCAUCCAUUGUUCCACAAAGUCAACAGAAAAUUGAUCAUUGCUAAGGAAAGUGGACUUAUCGAAAGCAUUUACAAGAAAUAUAGUCGGGAAUACGAUAAAAUCAUCGGAUUGAGGAAGGAUAACAUUUCCAAAACACUUGUGAUAAUGAUAAACUUUUUCCUAGAAAACUUGCGAAUCGUGGAAACCAAAAUGGAACUGUUAAAAUUGGAUCUCAUCAAAGCAAUACGAAGAGGCACCUAUUCAGAACGAUUUGUAGCGACAUUCAAAACGUCCUACAAAAUUUCCUACCAGCACAUCGAAGCUCUUAAUGUUAUAUUCGGCGAAUACUACACUUUUAUUGUCAUCGUCCUCUAUCUCAAAGCACUGGAAAACAUGAUUCUUAUAACCAUGCAAGCUGUUACACAAACUGGAUACGGUUUUAUGGAAAACAUCGUGUUCUCCUCGUCGCUAAUUUAUGAUGUUGUCAAAGCUUGUGUUAAUCCAGAUAGAAUAAUGGGAACUCGGUGUAAAGACGAUAUAGUAAUGAAUUUUUGCUACAAUUUGGGAAAAUUGUACAUGCACCCGCUGACUAAGCGUAAAAGCGCAUUUAAUUCGGUGCAGAUUGUUUUAUUCGGAAUUUACACGGUGAUCGCUCUGGUUUACAAUUCUUUUCGAGUAUCAGAUUCUUUAUCGAUGAACACACCCGGGCCUAACAAGUUUAUAAUGAGCUUGUUGUACUCCCAAGCUAUGUUAACUCACGUUUGCUAUUUUUACGGAUUAGUAACGAGAAGAAGGAACUGGAACGCGAUGAGUAAGAAACUGGCAAUAGUAACUAAUCUAUUAGGAUGCAACGAUAUAUCCAGGACUACCGCGUUUUUCAGAAUAGGAAGAGUUAUUCUGAUGCUGAUACUCAUCAACCUGUCUAUCGUAAACAUUUACCUCGUCAACAUCGCCUUUUCCAGCGAGAGGAUUCCGAAAGCGGCGGAUAAUUUGAUAAAAACCUGCUAUCUCCUGCACCCCGACGCCCACGAUCGCUAUCUCACCAAAGAGCUGACGGACCUGUCCGUUUUCAUGAAGGAGCUAUUUCCCGAAAUCUCCAUGGCCGGCUGGGCGCUCUUAUGCCGCGACGGUUCGGACGACACGUCUCUUUCCAGCGCCUCGAUCCAGAGUUUAAGCUAA